AGCAGGUGUUGCAAGGGCCCGUCGUGUUCCAUGCUCUCCAUUCUCCACGCCCGUCUUGCAACAUCCAGGCAUGCCAUUGCGACACGCGCGCUGCAGCUCCAUUCACGGUGUCUGCUGCUCGCCAAUCCAACCGCAAACUCCAAUUGCCCGGCGCCAUGGAUAGCACGCUGGACAAGACGACUCUGUCUACCGUCUCGCUACUUGAAUCUCGUCUGCUGCGCAUCGAGCACCUCGUGUACGGAUCGACGGCCUCCCAUCCCCCGCAUACCCCUCAUGAACCCGCCGCACGAAGAUUAGACGAGCUGGAGAGGCGCUUCUCCACGCUGGCUUCUCGCGUACGAGUAUACGGCGAGCUGCUUAGGAUCUACAAGACGCAUCCGGAUUUCUUUCACGCACCUGCCCCCUCCGUGCCUCCGUCACAGCUCUCCAUCAACGCGAUUCGAUCCAUAGUCCUCGCUUCUGCAUCUUCGUUCCCCGCGAUACUCUCGUCUCUGACGGCGGUCAAGGACAGCCCGAUUCCAGACCCCUCAGAGAGCGCGUCGCUGAUCUCCAAGGCGGAGCGCAUGAAGGCCAUCGAGGCGACGCAACUGGCGCAAGCUACGGAGAUCUCAGAGCUACGCCGACGGAGCGAGGCCGUCUUGCGAUCCUGGUACGAAGGCAACGUGCUCGCCAACUCACAGACUAUGGCCGAUGUGGAGAGCCGCGUCGAGAAGGUCGAACGCCUGGUUAGGAGGAGGGAGCGGAAAAUAGAAGAGGAGAAGCAGCAGCUAUGAGCGCUGCAUUUGGCUCACGGCGAUGCCCCAAUGAUUGUUCAUGACACGUCGGAUGUCCUGUCAUGAGGCUGGAAGCGCUGGAAUCGUAUUUUAAUGGUCUUCGGGGCACUUUGCCGCCUGCUCUUACUUGCCCAGAGACACUAUGAUACCCAUUUGCUAUCGAAAUGGUAAACUCUUCAAUCUAUUUCAUUAUUCACA
This is a messenger RNA of Purpureocillium takamizusanense, 971 nucleotides long. RefSeq lists its product as uncharacterized. NCBI's taxonomy places the organism in Eukaryota, Fungi, Ascomycota, Sordariomycetes, Hypocreales, Ophiocordycipitaceae. The transcript is spliced from 2 exons. The record is from RefSeq and is a predicted model, not a curated record. Gene Ontology annotation, biological process: cytoskeleton-dependent cytokinesis. Gene Ontology annotation, cellular component: dynactin complex. Bases 156 to 773 code for a protein of 205 amino acids.